Molecule: messenger RNA, 2193 nt
Organism: Labeo rohita (rohu)
Lineage: Eukaryota; Metazoa; Chordata; Actinopteri; Cypriniformes; Cyprinidae
Exons: 2
Coding region: 1040-1864 (274 amino acids)
Source: RefSeq, a predicted model, not a curated record
AGCAGGGGCAGUCUAUAGGUGGAAAGACUAGACUAGAAGAAUACGGACUACUGCAUGUUUGUUGUUCCUGUGAGUGAAUGAUUAAGUAACCACACAUAUACGUGCACACACUUUGCAUGUACUACCUCAUACAUGCAGAAAUAAUUCAAAUAAACCCUCUAACUGGGAUCCGCUCUCUUGCUUCAGUUUCUCUAACCGGAAUGAUCCCCGGCCGUACACCGCUGCACUACAGGCACUACAAGAUAAAUAUGGACAACCACGCCAACUCGUCUAGUGUGAGUUAGGUGCCAUAUUGAAUGCUCCCACUGUAAAGUUUGGAGAUGCUGAAGCCUUUGACGACUUUGCCCUAUCCAUCCAUUCAUUGGUAGGGAUGCUUAGGACUCUAAAAGCCCCAAAUGGCUACGAGUUCAGGUGUGGAUCUUAUGUUGAUCGCUUUCUGAGCAAAAUGCCACCGUCAUACCGUGACAGCUUUGUGGAGUACUGCUUUAGCCACAGCAUUCUCCAGACCAGCACAGACCGUACCUAUACCCUACCAGACUUCUCAGCCUGGCUACAGUUAAAGUCUCAGGCUAAGUGCAUCUCAAACAGGGUAGCAGCACUUUACCAAAGUGAGGUGACCAGGACAAUCAAAAGGGAUCCUCACCCAUCUUCUCGGCCCAAGGGCCGGUCCACUUCAAUCCUUUACUCGACUAACAGUACCUCACCUGUUCAAGGACAAGCAAGAGUUUAGACUCCCAAGUUCCAACCAUACUGUCCAUACUGCAAUAAUAAGGAUCAUUUUCUAAACUCUUGCCCUAAAUUCAAGCUACUAACCACAGAGCAAAUAAUGGAGUGGAUAACAGAAGGGAAGCCUUGUUGGAAAGGUGGAAGGGCACAUACUUCAGACAACUGUACUCUGAAGCGAGGGUGCAAGACUUGUAAAGAGCUGCACCUUACCAUUCUCCAUGAAGCAGCCCUGCAGACCCAGAAGAGUGUACUUCUAGUCAAUGUCCCCCCUACCCAGGUCUACUUAGAUCAUCUCAACUGAUCUCCAAAGGUGAUGCUAAAGGUCGUAAAGUUUCUACUGCAAUACAGAGAUAAAGCCAUGGAGACAUAUGCAGUGUUAGAUGAUGGCUUCGAAUGUAGCAUUGUAUUGCCACAGGCUGUGAAACAGCUAAACCUCACCACAGUGCCUGAACCGCUCAUCCUAUGUACAAUAUGUCAGGAUGUACUGCACUUAAAUGGAGCAUCUGUUUCCCUCUCUGUGUCACCUUUAAACAGACCAGCUAGGAAGUUUCAGAUUAAUCAUGGCUUCACUGCAGAGAGCCUGAGACUGUCUGAACACUCUUAUCCAAUAGCUGCUCUCCAACGCAAAUAUACCCUUAUCCGAUCCUUACCAUUGCCAAAGAUUGAGCGAGCACAACCCUUGCUUCUUAUUAGAUCAGACAUGCCUCACUUACUUGUACUAGUCCAGCCCAUACGAAUGGGACCUCCUAAUGCACCAAUAGCUGUUCACACCAGACUUGGCUGGACCCUCCACGCCCCUGUCGGGUGCAGCCAAACUGCUCCCUGUGAUCAACAAUGUCUGAACAUCUCUAUAGAUGCUCAGAAUGCUGAGCUACUCAAGAAUGUUGAGUGUCUUUGGCAGACCGACACUCUACCCUACAUUAAUGAAACAACAGCCACUAGGUCCAAACAGGGCCAGCAUGCUCUCACCCUACUUCAAACACGUACUGCCAGGGUAGAGGUGGACGGCAUUCUACGAUAUGCCACUCCUUUGCUUAGGCGGCUGAAUCCUGUCACCCUUAACGCCCCAAAGGAGGCAGUGCUGGCGUCCCUUCGUAGGAGUGAACAGACAAAGAUCCAAACCUCUCGGAAGCACUGAGAUGAAGAAAUUAGAGCAAGCUGGCUACAUGGCAGAAAUUUCCUAUCAGGAAGCUGAGAAGUCCACCGAAUCCUGGUACAUUCCACACCAUAUGGUGAAUCAUAAUGGCAAAAACAGGAUUGUGUUCAGCUGUUCAUUUCAGUAUCAGGGUCAGUCAUUACAUGAGCAUCUUAUUCCUGGUCCCAUACUUGGUCCAUCUUUGCUUGGAGUUCUGCUUCGGUUCCGACAGCAUGCCGUAGCUGUGAGCGGAGAUGUGAAAGGUGUCUAUGUUUUACCAAGUUCGCCUACUGCCAGAUGAUAAGGCGAUCCAAAGAUCUAUGAGUGGCAAG